Cavenderia fasciculata is the source of this 2994-nucleotide messenger RNA. RefSeq lists its product as uncharacterized. Gene Ontology annotation, cellular component: P-body; exosome (RNase complex). NCBI's taxonomy places the organism in Eukaryota, Evosea, Eumycetozoa, Acytosteliales, Cavenderiaceae. The coding region runs from base 1 to 2994 and encodes 997 amino acids. The transcript is spliced from 3 exons. The record is from RefSeq and is a predicted model, not a curated record. Gene Ontology annotation, molecular function: RNA binding; 3'-5'-RNA exonuclease activity. Gene Ontology annotation, biological process: mRNA catabolic process.
AUGUUGACAGUCAGAUCAGCAUUGUUAAAGAGUUGUUGUACAUCGAUGGGUGGUGCAACAAGAUAUUAUACAACCUCGAUUCAUCAAACAUUAUCUACUUCAACUUCUCCUUCUCCUUCUCCAUCUCCAUCUCCUUCAACGACAGCAACACCAACACAAAUAGUAGUACAAUCAAAAACUCAAAAAGAGAGUAUAGUUAUAGAAUAUGGGUUACCAGAUAGAUACGAUAUAUUUAAAGAAAAGAUGAUGAAAGUUGCUAAAGAAGGCAAAAAGAAACGAUCUGAAAUCAAGGAAUUAUUUACAAGCCCUUUAUUAUCGGAACAUUUACUAUUGGAGCAAGGAAAUACUCUAUUCGAUCAUAUUAUAGAGAGACAAUGGAAAAGAGAACAUGGAGACAAAAAGAAACGACCAAUGUUUGAAUAUGCAAAGAUGAGUCCAAAGAAACACGAUAUCGUCGCUUGGUACAAGGAUAUAUCACGAUCAGUCCACUAUGGCAUCGUGAUUGACGGAUCACCGGGCUCAUUCUCAUUGGCAGUCGAUUUACAUCAAAGUCGUUUAUCAUUCAAAGAAGAUGCCAUCAUCAUGGUCUUUCCAACACACAAUUCCCAAUUCUUGGCUGAAAUGAAUGAUAAUUUAAAAAGAGUUCAAUCAACUCUUGAUUCACUUCAACAACAACAAAGAAGAGGAGGAAAUCAACAACCAAAAGAAGAACAAAAAGAGGAACAAAAAGAAGAACAAAAGGAUGACACUGGAUCCAACAAACACUCAUUAGAAUACAAAUUAGAUUUACCAGCUGAUUUGGUUGAAGCGUUAAGAUUAUUGAAUGAAUCAGGGUAUAAACAUGACUCACAACCAAUGUUUAAAUACGAUAGAUCAUUGUAUCAAGAAUUUAGUCUACCUCAAAUGACUGGACACACAUUUUUCAGAGGUCAACCUUUGACCCAUGACUUGGUGCAUUUGGAUUUAGUGCCUAUUAAAAGUGCAGCUAAAUUUUUAAUGGAGUCUCCUAAAUGUGACCGUAUCAUUAGCGAGGGGAUCCAAUCGAAUAUUUGGAAUGAAGUAUUGUAUUAUAUAGGAAUGAACUUUUAUCUCGGUCGUGAAAGCACCCAUUUUCUAUUGACAUCUGCUAAAGAGUUUACUUGUUACUCUCCCAAUCGAUGCAGCAAACUCACUCAAAUCCAAAGCACGUUGACUGCCGUCUCGCUAGAGACUGACCGAAACAUAUUCAUUGCUUAUUGUCUUGAAUACCUCGAACGCAGGUUCCCAAGUAUCCGAUCAAGACCCUCCACCAAACAACACAAGAGUGCCAAAUUCCCACUCAUACAGAAUCACACCACUUUUACCGAUGAGCACGGUGUCCCUCUCCCACCACAAUUCAAUCGAUCUUUUAUAACAUUAAAAGAAACUCUCAAAGAAUUCCUCAUUAUGCCACAUUUCAAUAACCUUUUCAACUCAAUUGCAAAAAGAUUAUUAAAACCAAUGCGACUCAGGAGUACAACUGAUAAUCCAAAAAUACAGGCAUUGUUGGAAUUUUUGGACGAUCCAAAUCAAUCAUUGGAAACUAUACCAAAACCAGAGAUAGUUGAAGGAGUAGAGGGAGAGGAGGAUGAAAAGGUAGUUGUUAAAGAUCCAGUAUAUAUCAAUAGAAAUUCUAUUCAUUCACAUACAAGAAAAAUGGAAUCCUAUUCAAAUCAUGGAGUAUUGCCAAAAUUAUCUGGAUUCAAACAUAAACCAAUCGUUGGAAAUGAAGGUAGAAGAGUAAUUAAAAGUCAAUCAUUUGCAAUUGAUAAUGAAAGUACAAGGGAUGUAGAUGACGCAGUUGGUGUGAUAAAGGUUGGUGAUGACUAUCAUUUCCUUGUACAUGUUUCUGAUGUUUCUGACAUUGUAUUACCCGAUACAAAAGUAGAUAGAGUUGGUUUGCUUCGAUCUAGUAGUAUCUAUCUCAAGGAUAGAGUAGCUUGGAUGUUACCAGAAGACAUUACAUUGCAUGCUAGUUUGACACCUGGUAGACAAAACAAAGCAAUGACAUUCCAAUUCAAGUUGAACAAAGAGACUGGAGCCAUUGAAGAAUACGAUAUCUACCCAUCAAUAGUAGAGAAUGUCGUCAGAGCAACCUAUGAUCAAGUAGACGACUUUUUCGCCGGUGGUAACAACCACUCCAUUACAAAAGAGCAAGGUGACCAACUCCACCUUCUACACAGUAUAUUGGAGAGAAAACAAAAAGAACGUAUAAAGGAUAUUUAUUGGGGUGUUGAAAGUUCAGAUUUUACCUACAACUCACGACUUGGUAAAUACGAAUUUAAAGAUCGUUCAUCUGGACACGGUCAAUUGUUAGUGUCAGAGAUGGCCAUCACUGCCAAUAAUGUAGCAGCACUUUAUUGUCGUGUCAACAAAAUACCAGUACCUAAUCGGUACCAAUCCGAGCCAGACAUUAAUCUCUUCCCCUAUGAAGACUACUCCAACAUCUAUCAUCCACAAGCAGUCAAUUUUGCAAUGAUCAAUUACGCCACCACAUCUGAAAUCACACCCUCUAAAAGAGGACAUUUCUCACUAGGUCUACAAGACUAUACUUGGGCAACCUCACCUAUUCGUAGAUACUCUGAUAUCAUCACUCACAGACAAAUCAAACAUUUCAUUACCCACAAAUCACUUUUCUAUCAAUUACUUGAAGUUCAACACAUGUCAUCAAUUAUUAAUUUAAAUACAAAACAAAUUAGUUCUAUUGAUAGUCAAAGAACAAGAUUAUUUGAAGCGGAGUAUUUCUUACAAGAAGGAAUCAAUACAUUUAAUGGAUUAAUGUUACCACCUUUAAAUGAUAGUUAUACUAAACAAAGAUUCUUGUUACCAGAGUAUGGAAUCAUGGCAGUGACCAAAGGUCUUCCAGAAGACCAAUACAUCCAAAAUGAUAAACCCUACAAAAUCUAUGGUUUCUAUGAACAUGGUCAAACUAAAUUUGGUGUAAUUGAUCAAGAAACAAAUAAAGUUUUGAUGUAA